AUGUCCUCCCGCAGCCCCCGGCCCCCGCCCCGCCGCUGCCGCCGCCGCCUGCCGCGUCCCUCCUGCUGCUGCUGCUGUUGCCGCCGCUCGCACCUCAACGAGGACACGGGGCGCUUCGUGCUGCUGGCGGCGCUCAUCGGCCUCUACCUAGUGGCGGGCGCCACGGUCUUCUCGGCGCUGGAGAGCCCGGGCGAGGCGGAGGCGCGGGCGCGCUGGGGCGCCACCCUGCGCAACUUCAGCGCGGCGCACGGAGUGGCGGAGCCGGAGCUGCGCGCCUUCCUUCGGCACUACGAGGCCGCGCUGGCCGCCGGCGUCCGAGCCGACGCGCUGCGCCCGCGCUGGGACUUCCCCGGCGCCUUCUACUUCGUGGGCACCGUGGUAUCCACCAUAGGUUUCGGCAUGACCACCCCCGCCACUGUGGGUGGGAAGGCCUUCCUCAUCGCCUACGGGCUGUUCGGCUGCGCUGGGACCAUCCUGUUCUUCAACCUCUUCCUGGAGCGCAUCAUCUCGCUGCUGGCCUUCAUCAUGCGCGCCUGCCGGGAGCACCAGCUGCGCCGCAGCGGCUUGCUGCCCGCCACCUUCGGCCGCGGCUCGGCGCUCUCGGAGGCCGACUGCCUGGCGGGCUGGAAGCCGUCGGUGUACCACGUGCUGCUGAUUCUGGGCCUGUUCGCCGUGCUGCUGUCGUGCUGCGCCUCGGCCAUGUACACCAGCGUGGAGGGCUGGGACUACGUGGACUCGCUCUACUUCUGCUUCGUCACCUUCAGCACCAUCGGCUUCGGGGACCUGGUGAGCAGCCAGCACGCCGCCUACCGGAACCAGGGGCUGUACCGCCUCGGGAACUUCCUCUUCAUCCUGCUCGGCGUGUGCUGCAUCUACUCGCUCUUCAACGUCAUCUCCAUCCUCAUCAAGCAGGUGCUCAACUGGAUGCUGCGCAAGCUGAGCUGCCGCUGCUGCGCGCGCUGCUGCCCGGCGCCGGGCGCGCCCCUGGCCCGGCGCAACGCCAUCACCCCGGGCUCCAGGCUGCGCCGCCGCCUGACUGCGCUCGGCGUCGACCCCGCGACCUGCGACAGCGACGCCGAGGGCCGCCGCCUGUCGGGCGAGCUCAUCUCCAUGCGCGACCUCACCGCCUCCAACAAGGUGUCGCUGGCGCUGCUGCAGAAGCAGCUGUCCGAGACGGCCAACGGCUACCCGCGCAGCGUGUGCGUCAACACGCGCCAGAACGGCUUCUCGGGCGGCGUGGGCGCGCUGGGCAUCAUGAACAACCGCCUGGCCGAGACCAGUGCCUCCAGGUAGACCGCCCGCCC
Messenger RNA from Eptesicus fuscus (big brown bat), 1304 nucleotides. It is a transcript of the gene KCNK12, whose product is annotated as potassium two pore domain channel subfamily K member 12. The transcript is spliced from 2 exons. The coding region runs from base 1 to 1293 and encodes 430 amino acids. Gene Ontology annotation, cellular component: membrane. The record is from RefSeq and is a predicted model, not a curated record. Lineage: Eukaryota; Metazoa; Chordata; Mammalia; Chiroptera; Vespertilionidae. Gene Ontology annotation, molecular function: potassium ion leak channel activity. Gene Ontology annotation, biological process: stabilization of membrane potential; potassium ion transmembrane transport.